Molecule: messenger RNA, 4249 nt
Organism: Mizuhopecten yessoensis (Yesso scallop)
Lineage: Eukaryota; Metazoa; Mollusca; Bivalvia; Pectinida; Pectinidae
Product: muscarinic acetylcholine receptor M3-like
Exons: 1
Coding region: 1175-2845 (556 amino acids)
Biological process (GO): neuropeptide signaling pathway
Cellular component (GO): membrane
Molecular function (GO): G protein-coupled peptide receptor activity
Source: RefSeq, a predicted model, not a curated record
UAUAUGUGUAUACCGAUCGCGAUACGUAUACGUUAUGAGUGAAUCGAACCCCACCAUGGUUGAAUGACCCUGUACAUGUACAUGUAUAUUGUCGAGUUUACGCUGACACCGACAAACAUCAUUUAGGAGUUACGUUCAUUACUACAUAAACACACAAGAUACACCAUGGACUCAUCUCUAACACUCGUCAGAUUUAAGUGUACACACGUGCUUUAAUAACUGUUUCACACUCUACUAUGAGCUAGAAGCAAAUAUACACACGGACCGUGGGGUGCUAGUUCUCGAAAAUCUCAACAAGCUUCAUAUACAUACAUACAUGUACAACGAAAGUGAAUUUGAAGGAGAACAACCGUUUGUUAAGAUCCGGCUACUUGCACUGUGAAAUUCGAUAAUGAUGAACAGGUGGACGGUUACCAUAAAAAGGUAUGGUGUAAGCAGGGACGUAUAGUGAUACUGUCCCUGGGUGUAAGUGUACCUGGUGUAGUAUAACUGUUGUGGGUGAUAGGAAGUUUUGAAACCGUCACAGAAGUGCCGAGGGGUUACACCUGUGGUUUCGGGUAACAGAUACCGGCGUACUCGCGCACUUUAAAAUGUAUGUGACAGGAAUGUGAGAACUCUCACUAUUGUACAUCAUACGAUGACACUUGUCUUUGUUGUUGUACGUGUACCGAGGAAAAACCCGUAUGGCAGUCAGGAAACAACCCGUCACACUUCAGCUUCAUUGUAACUCGAAACAAGUAGUUGUAUAUUAUAUUGUUGGCUAGAUAAGCCCCGUGACUGCUGAAGAGAGAACGUGUGCGCAGCACGCGCUCUGACGUAUCAAUCGGUAUUCAUAUAUAAAUACGAAGCCUACCUUGCCAGCACUACAAACUGCCCCGUGUUAUGAUACAGAAUGGGUUGACAAUGCUAGGAAUAACGGAAACAACAAGCUCAGUGUAUUAUUUAUUGAUGAACCUCUUGGUGACACCAUUCUUGAUGUAUACUAUACCGGACCAUUACCAACCAAGGAGACACGUGGGUAUUCGUGGAAAUUUCUAGACACUUGUGUAUUUACGGACACGUGGGUAUCGCUCUAGAGUAUAUAUCAACAUUGCAAUUAAAUAGCAACGUUCACUUUGACUGAAGCCAUGUAAAGGUUCAGAAUGUUUCCACCAGCAGACAAAUCAAGACUCUAAUGAUGAACGCGAGUGACAAGGACUCUGUUGACAGGGUCCCUAUGGGGGACUUAGACGCCUGGAACAGAGACGAGGCCUAUAAAUUGAUACCAAUUGAUGUGCUUCUUGUACUCUAUGCUCUCAUCGGAGUGUUUGGCAACAUUGCCGUCAUUUACAUAUACAGCUUCAAACUCAAGGUCAAGUUUGAUGACAAAUUCUUUAUCCUCGUUCUGGCGGGAAUGGAUAUAAUUGUGUGUUCCACGGGGCCUCUGUUUUCCUUGGCUCGUAAUUUGCUUCCGGUGAAUUUCCAAGGCGACGUGCUCUGUAGGGUAUGUUGGUAUUUUGUGCGGACUAUGGGAACAGCUUCCGGUAUGUUACUUUUUAUCAUAGCUGUACAGCGUUAUCUCAAAGUGUGUCGUCCUUUUGGAAGACAGAUGACUUCAUUUAUAAACAAAGUUGCCUUGGCAGUGACGUUUGGAGUAGCUAUCAUGAUCGACAUUCCCAUAUUUGUCUUUUAUGGAGAAACGGAAAUAUAUGUUAGUCACCUGAAUGUGACCGGAUACCGUUGUGGACGGAAAGACGACGAGAGUCCGUCUAUGAAGCAAGAUAUUCUGAUCUAUUUUUAUUUUAUGUUUGUGUGUGCGGGGAGUGUAAUGAUGGGAGUUGCCGUUCUGUAUUCAAUGACGGGAUAUACAAUAUAUAAACAAGUGAAAAAACACAUGGAUUUGACUGUUGAUGCCUACAAUGCUUCUACGCAUCGCAGUGGUCAGGAUACUUCAAAAGCUGAUGCCAACAACUCAUGUAUUUCGCUACGGGAAAUUACACUAACCGAUUCUCCGGAAGUGACGUCAAAAAGAGGUAAUUAUAAAUCCAUUAGAAAUAGUAACGGUGUUGACGAUUCGCCAGCUAUUAAGAAAAGUUACAAACAUAAUCUUGUAAGUUACGAAAAAAAUGUAGCUAUAGAAUCGGAAGAGUCAUCAUCGUCAAAGACUACCGGAAGUGUCGAGCGUUCCGACAAGGUAAAUGAGAAAGGCGAAACAACGUCUAUCGAUAGAGGCUAUUCAACAGAUGACGCAUGUGGCUCGUCAGACACACCAAAACCAACGGAGGAACCACGGAACACUUGUGACGGUAUCAAGGAACAAGUAGGCACUACACAACCAACCAACUCUCACUCAAAGACUGUCAGUUUUACGAAAAUUGAUGUGGAAACACUCAGAGAUGAUGACGAAGAUUCGGGAAAUGACAGCGGAGCGAUUACAAAAACAAACUUAGAAACCAUCAAAGACGAAGACGAUAAUUCAAGUUAUAACAGAGCUUCUAAUAAAAAUAUUUCCUUUAAGGAUGCGAGCCCCGGUGGUUCACCAAUCACAAAAGGACCAAAACAGGAGUCACAUAUUGGUAAUCGAUGGAAGAAGAAUCGGAUGAUGGUACAUCGAUUCUCUAUCAUGUUCAUGAUGAUAGCUGUGGUCUGUACGAUUACCUAUACCCCCGCCUUAAUCGCGAACGUACUGGUCAAUCUGGACUCUGUCCAGUACUGGACGGAGUAUGCUCAGUGGGAACGGAUCCUGUACCUGUUUCUCUUUCAGUUGUAUCUCCUUAACCAUGUUGCAAAUCCAUUCAUUUAUGCAUUUUUCGAUAAAACAUUUCGAAAGGAAUUUAAAAACAUGCUCAAAUGUAAAAGGCGAUAAAAGGAGCUAGAAAACCUCCAUUAAACAGUAUUAUUUAGUUGCUAACAUUAUACAGGUAUUUGUGAACUUUUUUUAUGACGAAGCUCGAGCGUUGAAGUGGUUUUGAUUCGGACCAGUGGACAGACAUACAAAUCACAGAGAAUUUGUACCCUAUAGAGUCUCUAUUAAAUCACACGCAUCAGGACUACCGGUCUACAGAUCAAAACUGUCCCAGGUCUAUAAAGUGAGAAUGUGCGUUUUAUUAUGUUGUACUUUCAGGCACGAAUUCAGUCGUUUGUAUGUGUAGUCUACGUAAAUUUUAACGAAAGUCGAAACAUAGAUAUUUGGAUACACAGGGACCUGAGAAUUUGUUGCAGCUAUAUUUGAAUCUAAACUGACCUGCGAUAUAUAUACCAUCAUUUUGGGGUGGGUUUGUUUCACCGAAAGUUGAUACAAACCCCUAAGACGUGUAAAAUUGCUCCGAACACCUUAUUUUAGGUAUAAAUGACUAGCUGUAACAAAUCCUCGUGUUUGGAUGCAGAAGAGACAAUACAGACAUAUAACGUUCAUUGAAAUAUUAAGGGUUGUAACAAAGUGUCUCAAGAAAACAUUAACACCGGAUGUAGUACAUUUGUAUAACGGAAACGGAAACACGAACUCUAUGGCGAUCCGAUACGAAACCACAGGGGCCUGCGAAUCAAUUACAGGUUGUAUGGAUAUCCCAAUCCUGAUCAUUCACACCUAAAAUUAUUACAUUAAAUAUGUUUGGACUUAUCUUGAUGUGAAUGGAUUAAUAAUAGCAGUUUAAUCAAAAUCAGACCUCUCAAAUUCGCUUCGCAACCUACGCCUCUCAUAGCGUAGGUUACGAAGCGGAUAUGAGAGGUCUAAUUAAAUUAGAUCGUAUUAUUAGCCGAUUUUAGGUGUUUAAAUCACGUCCGGUACGAUUAACAUCCACCAUCCCCUAUAUAUGUAUUACCGAGUAGCAAGCUAAAGUUAAUAAAACAUCUAUUAAUACUUCUUACAUAACAGGAUAGGACCGUUUUAGACGACGAAAAGGUCAAUGUAUUGAAGCGACAAUUUUAUCUUUGACCGUUUUAUUAAGACUGAAGUGUUCGGUCGAUUGAUUUAUACUACAUUUGAGAUACCCUUAGAAUGGUGGAUAUUUCCCUGUAAUGUGCACAAAUUAAGACACGUGUUUCUAACACUGGUAUUAUAGGUAUGUCCAUCACACUUCAGACUCGUGCACUUUGCCACAAGGGUCGAUAACUCUGUAACUUUAUGUGAUUGUCCCAGCUAGUCGACCUUUAAAUGUUGAUUAUAUGUAUACUGUAAUUAGCUUCCUGUUGAAUUAUUUUUGCAUUUACUAUUGAAAUACAAUAAUUAACUUGAAUGAGAUUUUUGUUUUCAUUGUUUCUCACUUGUUUG